This is a messenger RNA of Lontra canadensis (Northern American river otter), 1899 nucleotides long. RefSeq names its product steroid sulfatase (gene STS). Bases 13 to 1755 code for a protein of 580 amino acids. Gene Ontology annotation, molecular function: arylsulfatase activity. The record is from RefSeq and is a predicted model, not a curated record. Lineage: Eukaryota; Metazoa; Chordata; Mammalia; Carnivora; Mustelidae. The transcript is spliced from 9 exons.
CUUUGCAGAAACAUGAGGGUCCCUGUGUUGCUGCUGCUGCUGCUGCUCCUGUGGGAGGCCCCCAGCCACGCGGCCUCAAGGCCCAACUUCGUCCUGCUGAUGGCCGACGACCUUGGCAUCGGAGAUCCCGGUUGCUAUGGCAACAAGACGCUCAGGACGCCCAAUAUCGAUCGGUUGGCUGAAGAAGGGGUGAAGCUCACUCACCACCUGGCAGCUUCACCCCUGUGCACACCGAGCAGGGCAGCCUUCAUGACAGGCCGGUACCCCAUCCGAUCAGGAAUGGCGUCUGAGUCCCUCAUGGGGGUGUUUAUCUUCUCCGCCUCUUCUGGAGGACUUCCCACCAGUGAGAUUACCUUUGCCAAGCUUCUCAAGAAUCAAGGCUAUUCAACAGCUCUGAUAGGCAAGUGGCAUCUUGGGACAAACUGUCACAACAAGACAGAUUUUUGUCACCAUCCCUUGAGCCACGGCUUUGACUAUUUCCACGGCAUCCCCGUGACCAACCUGCGAGACUGCAAGCCGGGGGAAGGCAGCGUCUUCACCGGGGGCGUCCGGGUGGUGGUCUUCAUCCCCUUGCAGAUUAUCGCCGUCACACUCCUCACCCUGGCAGUGCUCAGGUUCCUGGGGCUGGUGCACGUGCCCGUCGGGGUCUUUGUCUGCCUUCUGUGCCUCGCCGCCAUGAUCCUCGGCCUUCUGGUGUGCUUCCUGCAUUACUUCCGACCCCUGAACUGCUUCCUGAUGAGGAACCACGAGAUCACCCAGCAGCCCUUGUCCUACGACAACCUCAUGCAGAGGCUGACGGCCGACGCGGCCCAGUUCCUGCGACGGAACGCUGGGACGCCGUUUCUCCUGGUCUUGUCAUACCUGCACGUGCACACGGCCCUCUUCUCCUCCAAGGACUUCGCCGGCAAAAGCAAACACGGCACUUACGGCGACGCUGUUGAGGAAAUGGACUGGAGCGUUGGACAGAUCUUGAAUGUCCUAGAGGAGUUGAAACUGGCUAAUAACACCCUCGUCUACUUCACGUCGGAUCAAGGAGCCCAUGUGGAGGAGGUGAACACCAAGGGAGAAGUCCACGGAGGCAGUAACGGCAUCUAUAAAGGGGGAAAAGCAAACAACUGGGAAGGCGGUAUCCGCGUCCCCGGCAUUCUGCGCUGGCCGGGGGUGAUCCAGGCCGGGCUGGAGAUCGACGAGCCAACGAGCAACAUGGACCUGUUUCCUACGGUGGCCAACCUCGCCGGAUCGCCGCUGCCCGAGGACAGGAUCAUCGACGGACGGGACCUGAUGCCGCUGCUGCAGGGGAAGACCCAACACUCCGAUCACGAGUUUCUCUUCCAUUACUGCAACUUCUACUUAAACGCUGUGCGCUGGCGCCCUCAGAACAGCACGUCCGUCUGGAAGGCCUUCUUCUUCACGCCCAAGUUCAGCCCCGAGGGCGCCAACGGCUGCUUCUCCACGCACGUGUGUUUCUGCCACGGCCACUUUGUGACCCCGCACCACCCGCCGUUGCUCUUCGACCUGUCCAGGGACCCCGGGGAGAGAAACCCGCUGUCGCCGGCCGCGGAGCCCCGCUUCCAGGAGAUCGUCGACGCCAUGCGGCAGGCCGCGGAGCGCCACACUGAGACCCUGCAGGAGGUCCCCAACCAGCUGUCCCUGGGCAACGUCAUGUGGAAGCCGUGGCUGCAGAUGUGCUGCUCGGCCUCCGGGCUAUCCUGCCAAUGUGACCGGGAGACGGCAGCCCGGAGGGCGAGCCUCUAGGUGCCCAUCAAGGGGACGCGACAGAGGCUCGGGGCCUGCCCCGCCUCCUGCCUUGUGCACGCUCACGGGGGUGGCCCAGCGGAGAGCCGGCCCUGUCGGCACCUCACACUGGGAACCUCUCUCCAUCUCACCACCCAACAGCUC